Molecule: messenger RNA, 261 nt
Organism: Strongylus vulgaris
Lineage: Eukaryota; Metazoa; Nematoda; Chromadorea; Rhabditida; Strongylidae
Source: the annotation of a GenBank genome assembly
AUGGAGCCGCACGAAAAACGUCGAGGAGCUAACGACCGUCCAACGAGAAGACUAAGCCUAUGCCACUUGCAGGCAAAAACCGGCGAAUCUGUUCUAGCGUUCGCAAACAAAUUCCUUCGACUUGUUUGCGCAGCAACUCCUGGACAAGACCCCGAAACUCAGAAACAAAGGAUGUUGGAAGAGUACGUUUCGCGAUUGCAUUCCAACUUGCGCCAUCACGUUGAACUUGACAACCUCUUCAGUAGGCGAGGCGGUAGAUAG